Molecule: messenger RNA, 433 nt
Organism: Symbiodinium necroappetens
Lineage: Eukaryota; Dinophyceae; Suessiales; Symbiodiniaceae
Source: the annotation of a GenBank genome assembly
GUGGUCUGCGACCACCCUCGUCAUCCGCAAUCUUCCCGACGUCUUGGCCAGUCAAGGGGAGGUGGUCAGUUGGCUCGAUGAGGUCGGACACGGACGAGGAUACGACUUCCUCCUCUACGUGCCAAAGAAGACGAACCCGGUCGUUUCCCAGGUUGCCAGUGGUGCCUACGUUUUUGUCAACUAUCGAAGUGCACACCUGGCACAGGAUUGCUUCCAUGCUCUUCAGCACAAAGCGGUUGACAACGGCACGACCAAGGUGGUCCUCAACGUGGUGAUUUCGAAGCUCCAGGGCAAGCAGGCUUUGACCGAGCGCUUCAAAGACCUGGCAAAGAGCGGCAGGCUGGUGCCUCUCGUGGAUGAUCGGACAAACGAGCAGCUUGACAUCCAGAAGACACAGGGAUCGCAGCGGCCCAGUUCCUGGAUGUACCAGUAG